AUGACCUCUACUACCAACAGUAGCAACACACCCAGCAGGAUAGCGGUGGCUUCAAAUUCAAAUUUUCACUUCAUCAAGCACUUGGAAACAAGGCGAUAUGGACUGAAGGAGUACAAGAUAGGCUACGAAGACUUGGUAGCGUUCAAAUUGUACAGCAACUUCUAUGAAUGCUCUACAAAGAACACAGAAUGUGAUCCCAACUAUGGAGGAAUCUUCAACCUAGAGUUCAGCUUGGACGGCAAGCUCUUAGUUGCUGUGUGUGAAGGGAAACAAGUCCUUCUUUUCGAUGCUGCAACUCAGAAAGUAGUACAUACAGUUGAAAAUGCGCACCAACAUUGUGUGAAUUGUGUGAAGUUUUUAAAUAACAUACAUUUUGCAACAUGUUCGGAUGACACCUCAAUAAAACUGUGGGAUAUACGUAAUGUGAAGUAUAGUAUGCGAACCUUGCAUGGCCAUUCGAACUGGGUAAAGAACAUUGAGUGGUCUGAAAAGGAAAACGUUAUGGUUACCUCAGCUUUUGAUGGCAGUGUCUAUGCCUGGAAUUUAAAGAGCCAUACUGAAAAUAAUAUGCUGUAUGACAAAGUUUUCCUCAUGAAUGGCCUAAUGAGAAUGAAACUUACAGGAGAUGGUACAAAAAUGGUGAUUUCCACCACCAAUGGAUACAUGAUAAUCAUUCAUGACUUAAAUCUCAAAACAUUAGCCACUGAUUUGCGAUCCUUCAGGCCAAACUUGUACAGAUUAAUGCAGAUAAGUGAUCAGUGUUUUCCUGUUGGAACUAUCUACAAUUAUCUAUUUUCAACAACAAGAAAAAGGAAUAGGAUUGAAUUCAUAGAUGACUUUCCCAAUGAUGCUGCUGUGAUUAGCUCGUUACAAAUUCACCCACAUGGCUGGUGUGCUGUCUCAAGAAACCUUACCGAGGAAGAAAAUGAAGAGUGGACCUGUGUACAUGACAUACAAACAAGAGAUCCUAAGGACUAUGAGAAUGCAUUUAGCCAGAUUGAGGAGGAGAUCCCUGAAGAAGUCGACUCGGAGGAAUUGAACAAUCAUAGGCCUACAGAUCUUUGGAUGGGGUACCUUUCUCUGGAUGAAUACAGUAACCGCCAUAGAGAACUAAGUAAUUCUGCACAUGAUGUUUGGGAGAACCUGCCGUCUAUGGGAAUACUGAACAGUGGCUUGAUAGGACUAAACACUUCAUUCAGUGUAUACUUUUCUCAACAUCCUGAGCAUAGAAAUAAAAUAAUAAGGAAUCUACCGAGGAUGACCCAUUUCAUAAAAGAAGAUAUUGUUGGGAAGGGGUAUAUUAAAGAACCCUGCUUUUCUAAUGAUGGUAGAAUUAUCUGUUCACCCAGUAACAAAGGGAUAAGACUGUUAGCUUUCAAUGAGAAGUGCCAAGAGUUAUCGAUGUGUGUUCCUGAUAAUCCUCGGCAAUUGAAGAGUAUUGUGGAGCUGGAGAAUUACCAUAAGGAUGUUGUGGUAUCUUGUAAAUUCAGCCCCAAUCAUUACCAGCUGGUUAGUGGAUGUUUGGGUAGUGAAAUAAAGUGGUAUAGGCCAAUAAUAUAA
Molecule: messenger RNA, 1560 nt
Organism: Acanthoscelides obtectus
Lineage: Eukaryota; Metazoa; Arthropoda; Insecta; Coleoptera; Chrysomelidae
Source: the annotation of a GenBank genome assembly